GUAGAGAUAUCCCGACAUUGGGCCGGUGGAUUUAAUGGUAAAUUCUGUAUACCAAUAACUAAAGAGUUGUCUAGUUGGAAGGUUCAUCUGAGAUUUGACCAACCUAUUGACAGUAUUGAGGUAUGGCUAGCAACUGCUACUAAAGUAGGCGACGGAAGAGAGUAUAUUUUGACCAAUAAAGCAUGGAAUGGUGCUGAACAUGUUGGAGAUAAGCUGUGUCUUGAAUUUAUGGGUCAUACGAAAGAUGAUAUUGAACCUGGGGCUGUGGUAUAUUUAAGUGAAUUAGAAUCAACAGGUGCCACCCAUACAUUCCCACCACAUACUACACCAGUUGUACCAACUACAGGUGGUGGAAAACCUACGUUUGAUUAUUCUAAAGCUCUCGGAAAUUCUAUAUUAUUCUAUGAUGCUCAGAGAUCUGGUAAACUACCAGCUAAUAACCCAAUCAAAUGGCGAGGUGAUUCAGCUUUGAAAGAUGGUAGUGAUGUUGGUUUAGACCUCACUGGUGGCUGGUAUGACGCUGGUGAUCAUGUGAAAUUCGGACUGCCUAUGGCAGCUAGUACAACCAAUUUAUUAUGGGGAUAUAUUCAAUGGUCAGACGCCUACAAGGCCGCUGGAUUAACAGACAAAUUCUUCGAUAUGAUAAAGUGGCCGUUGGAUUAUUUUUUGAAAUGCUGGAUUCCUGCUAAGAAUGAAUUCUACGUACAGAUUGGGGAUGGUACACCAGAUCAUCAUUUUUGGGGUCGUGCUGAAGAUAUGACUAUGAAGAGACCAGCAUAUAAAAUAACAGCCAGUAAACCUGGUAGUGAUAUAUCUGGUGAUACGGCUGCUUCCUUAGCCGCAGGUUCAAUUGCUUUUAGAUCUAGAGAUCCGGCAUAUUCCAAGAAGUUGCUCGAUGCUUCUAAAAGUUUAUAUGCAUUUGGUAAAAAAUAUACCGGAAUAUACAGUCAGAGUGUAUCAGCAGCAGCUGCCUUCUAUUCAUCCAGUACAUAUAAAGAUGAGCUAUGUAUUGGUGCUAUUUGGUUGUAUAGAGCUACUAAUGAUUCCAAAUACCUUAACGACGCAAUAAGCUUUCACGAGAAUGCCUGGGCUUGGGCUUUAUCCUGGGACGAUAAGAAGAUAGCUUGUCAGAUGCUGGUGUAUCAGUAUACAUUAAAAGCUAGCAUCAAAGUUGAAGUAGAAGGAUUCUUUAACAAUUGGUUGCCGGACAGUGGUACAGUUAAAUAUACACCAUGUGGAUUUGCCUGGAGAGAUAAAUGGGGUUCGACUAGAUAUACUGCCAAUACUAUAUUUAUAUCUCUGGUGGCGGCUGAUAUGGGUAUUGAUACACUUAAAUACAGACAAUGGGCAAUCGGUCAGAUGGAUUAUAUUUUAGGACAGAAUAGUAAAUGUUUCAGCUAUGCUAUUGGAUUUGGCAAGAAAUAUCCCUUAAAUCCACAUCACAGAUCAGCAUCAUGUCCAGCAAUACCUAAACCUUGUAGUGAAGAUAAUCUGCACGUUAAAACACCCAGCCCACAUCUUUUAGUGGGAGCAUUAGUAGGAGGUCCGGAUUCCACCGAUGCUUAUGUUGACAAUAGGGAAGAUUACGUCCAGAACGAAGUAGCUUGCGAUUACAAUGCUGGAUUUCAAUCGGGUUUAGCAGGUUUGGUUCAUCUGAUUAAUAGCAACAAUUAUCCUGUGCCACCUACACCAAAAUGUCCAUGUAAAUCACCUUAA
Lottia gigantea (owl limpet) is the source of this 1716-nucleotide messenger RNA. RefSeq lists its product as hypothetical. The record is from RefSeq and is a predicted model, not a curated record. Gene Ontology annotation, biological process: carbohydrate metabolic process. Gene Ontology annotation, molecular function: polysaccharide binding; hydrolase activity, hydrolyzing O-glycosyl compounds. NCBI's taxonomy places the organism in Eukaryota, Metazoa, Mollusca, Gastropoda, Lottiidae. The transcript has 11 exons. The annotation marks the transcript as partial.